AUGUCAGGUGUAUUUCGCAGAAGGGAUCCAAAUGCAAGUUCACAAGUGGAUAGCCAUUUGAUACUGGACGAUGGUCCGAUUGAACCCAGCGAUUACCAGAUAAGAGAGCAUGUGUGGCGUGAACCUGCUGGAAUGGACAGCAAUUACGACGGAUAUCGAAGAGGUUCGGCAUAUUCGAUGUGCCCUGUACAUGGAUCAACACACUCAAUUUGGCGUCCAGUUAGACAGGAGUCACGAGAAAGUCGAGCGAUCUUCGAGGGUGGAUAUCGAUCGGAUUGUCCCGUCCACGGACUACCGCCACCACUAGCAACAAGCGAAUGCGUAAUACACUCGGAAAGUUUUCACACAGCCAUAUUGAAUACUGAGCACGACGUGAUUGUCGUACCACCAGAACCACCUGGAGAACCAGUACAAACGCCUAAAUCACCUUAUGAAGAACCAGCAGUAUUCCAGCAACGCGUUCAAGUGCACCAAGGCGAUCCCGUUCCAGAAGAAGUCAACGUAGUCGCAGUCGUUCGCGUAGUAGGAGGCGAUCUUCACGUGGCUCACAGUACUCAGCUCGUACAUACAGCAGACGCUCUUCAUCGUGUUCGACUCAAUUAUGGUAAGGAAGUGAUCACAGAAUCGGAAGAAAACUGA
Messenger RNA from Haemonchus placei, 639 nucleotides. Lineage: Eukaryota; Metazoa; Nematoda; Chromadorea; Rhabditida; Trichostrongylidae. The record is from the annotation of a GenBank genome assembly.